Molecule: messenger RNA, 1050 nt
Organism: Entamoeba nuttalli P19
Lineage: Eukaryota; Evosea; Mastigamoebida; Endamoebidae
Product: ENTH domain containing protein, putative
Exons: 2
Coding region: 1-1050 (349 amino acids)
Biological process (GO): endocytosis
Cellular component (GO): endosome; clathrin vesicle coat; plasma membrane
Molecular function (GO): clathrin binding; phospholipid binding
Source: RefSeq, a predicted model, not a curated record
AUGGCAACAAGCCAUAAAAACUAUGGACCCACUCCAGAACAGUACAGAAAUAUUUGUAGACUUACUCAUCAAUAUGAAUGUGGAUUAGUUUGUGAUACCUUAUUACAACGACUGGGUGAUGAUGGAAAAUAUUGGAGACAUAUUUAUAAGUCAUUGUUACUAAUUUAUUAUAUAAUAAUAAAUGGAACACCAGAAGCUGUUGAGAGAUUCAAAAGAAGGCAAAUUGAAAUUAAAACACUUCAUUCAUUCCAAAAAAUAAAAGAUUCAACUGGACAAGAUGUUGGAAUUAAUGUUAGAGAACGCUCAAAAGCUAUUACUGAUUUACUUAGUGAUGAUGAGGCACUUGAAACUAAAAGGAAUAUGUCAGAAAAAGAAAAACAAAACAUAUUUGGAGAGGCCUAUUCAUCUGAUUACAAAACGUCUAUGACUGAGACUCAUGAAACUAGAAAGAAAGUUGAACUAAAAUCAAUUGUUCUAAAAGAGAAUUUAUCUGGUGAAUCUGAAAGUUCUUCAGAAUCAUUAGACAAACCAGAAGUAUCUCCUCGUUAUCAACAAACACAUGAAAACGUAUUUGAUAUGUUAGAACAACCGCUCAAUGGCAAUACAACUACUGUCCCUGAAAAAAAGAGUAAUCCCAUUUCUCAACAAACAAAAACUGAACCAAUUUUAACUUCACAAACUAAUACUAGUCAAAAUUUAAAUAUAUUUGAUUUAUUAGGAGGUUGUAGUAGUACUAUUACCAUUCAACAACCUCAAAAUACUCAAUCUUAUCAACAACAACCUCAAAACAUUCAACCUUAUCAACAACCUGUUGAUCCUUUUGCUUCGUUUGAUAAUUCUAAUAUUGCUACACCAAUUGUCUUACCGACUCAACAACAACAAUCUAAAAGUAAUAAUGAAUUUAUUUUUAAUGACUCAUCAUUAAAUGAAAAGAAGAGUUGGAAGACAGGUAUUGAUAUUAACUCUCUUACAUUGGACUCUCUUCAAGUCAAGUCCAAAGAACAAAAACAAACCCAACCUCAAGUCAAAAAAACAUUAGGACAGCUCUAA